GGAAGAAAAAAAAGAGAAGUCGAAUCUGGUCAAAAAUUCUGAAGGAGAGAGAGAGAGAGAGUCAACGAAGACCGAGAGCUUCAACAUCAUCUUGCUCGAGAUGGCAACGGACUUCAAAACCCUACCAGUUAUCGAUAUCUCUCCUCUAUUGGUCAAAUGUGAUGAUUCCGACAUGGCGGAGGAUGCCGGAGUUGUUGAGGUUGUCCGGCAACUGGAUCGGGCUUGUCGGGAAUCCGGAUUCUUCUACGUGACAGGCCAUGGAAUUUCGGAGGAUGUAAUCAAUAAAGUCAGAGAGAUCACGCGUGAGUUCUUUAAGCUUCCUUACGAGGAGAAACUUAAGAUCAAGAUGACUCCAGCAGCUGGCUACAGAGGAUAUCAGAGAAUUGGGGAAAAUGUUACCAAGGGAAAGCCAGACAUGCACGAAGCCAUUGAUUGUUAUAGAGAGUUUAAGCAGGGGAAGUAUGGUGAUGUAGGAAAAGCUAUGGAAGGGCCAAACCAGUGGCCAGAGAAUCCCCAAGAGUUUAAAGAGUUGAUGGAGGAGUAUACUAAGCUCUGUACAGAUCUUUCUAGAAAGAUUUUGAGGGGAAUCUCUUUAGCACUUUGCGGAACACCUUAUGAGUUUGAAGGAAAGAUUGCUGGAGAGCCAUUUUGGGUGAUGCGUCUUAUUGGAUAUCCAGGUGCUCCGUUCACAAAUGGCCAGCCCGUAAAUGAUAUCGGAUGUGGAGCUCACACUGACUAUGGCUUGUUAACUCUUGUAAAUCAAGAUGAUGACAAAACUGCUCUUCAGGUGAGAAACUUGGGCGGCGAUUGGAUAUCAGCCAUUCCCAUCCCUGGAUCAUUUGUCUGCAACAUCGGCGACAUGUUAAAGAUACUUUCAAACGGAGUAUACGAAUCCACACUUCAUAGAGUGAUCAACAACUCUCCUCAAUACCGUGUCUGCGUUGCGUUCUUCUAUGAGACGAAUUUCGACGCGGUAGUUGAGCCAUUGGAUAUCUGUAAACAGAAGUACCCUUCAGGGGGAGGAACAUCACAAGUUUUCAAAAGAGCUGUUUAUGGAGAGCAUCUGGUAAGCAAAGUACAGACCAACUUUGCAAUGUAAUGAUGAAACAGAGAUCUUUUUGUUUUUUUUUUUGGAAACAGAGAUCUCUUCUCUCACCUUCAGGUUUGGCUUGUAAAACAUAAAUAAGGGCUUCUAUAUUACCUUUGUUGUUGA
This is a messenger RNA of Eutrema salsugineum, 1213 nucleotides long. Its product is annotated as probable 2-oxoglutarate-dependent dioxygenase At3g50210. NCBI's taxonomy places the organism in Eukaryota, Viridiplantae, Streptophyta, Magnoliopsida, Brassicales, Brassicaceae. Gene Ontology annotation, molecular function: dioxygenase activity. Bases 101 to 1099 code for a protein of 332 amino acids. The record is from RefSeq and is a predicted model, not a curated record. The transcript is spliced from 12 exons.